Messenger RNA from Python bivittatus (Burmese python), 754 nucleotides. NCBI's taxonomy places the organism in Eukaryota, Metazoa, Chordata, Lepidosauria, Squamata, Pythonidae. The record is from RefSeq and is a predicted model, not a curated record.
UCUGCUUCUCUCUCCAAAAGUUGGAGUAUUGGUCGAUGUUCUAUUACUGGCAAUCCUCUUUCUGUUGCACUUAGAACUUCUGUAGAUUCUGUCAGCACAUAAAGAUACUUCAGCAAUGCCACAUUUUUAAUUUGGGACAAUUCAGCUUACAUAGCAAGUUGCUAGUUUUCAUGGGAGGGAAGAUACUGAUUUAUGGAGACCGAAUCUCUGGCCAUCCUAAUUACUGAGGCUCAGGAAUAAUGCAGGCAGGGAGGAAGGCUGCUGAGCUGCAUUGUCACAUACUAGAAUUAAAGGCACCAAAGAUCAUCCAUUGGUCAUAUCUCAGGAUAACUAGGUGUAGAACUUCCAUGUUUGGAACUGCAGCAGUAUAUUUGGUGGGGCAAAACAGGGAAGGGAAAGAGGCGCUAGCCUGCACUCGUGGGCAGGGCUGUUUGGUUUAAGAGGGAGGUGAAAUGACAGCGUUGCUGGACGUGAGCCGCCUUCCCCUUUUCUUCCCUCAGAGCUCCUUGUGGCCAAUGACUUUCGGCUUGGCUUGUUGCGCAGUCGAGAUGAUGCACAUGGCCGCUCCGCGCUACGACAUGGACCGCUUUGGGGUGGUUUUCCGUGCCAGUCCCCGGCAAGCUGAUGUCAUGAUUGUGGCUGGCACCUUGACCAACAAGAUGGCCCCUGCCCUCCGGAAGGUUUAUGAUCAGAUGCCUGAACCACGUUACGUAGUGUCCAUGGGGAGGUAAGAUCUUGCUCAGUAUUUUAUUAC